Prorocentrum cordatum is the source of this 366-nucleotide messenger RNA. The record is from the annotation of a GenBank genome assembly. NCBI's taxonomy places the organism in Eukaryota, Dinophyceae, Prorocentrales, Prorocentraceae.
AUGGGACAGGGCGCGCCAGGGGGGCCCAAGGCGCCGCAGAGCGACAGGGAGGCACGGCAGCUCUUCGAGAAGCUCGACCUCCAGCCGUGGGACUCCCGGGGCCUGAUCCGGGCGGUCCUGCUCAAGCAGUCCGAGCUGGCGAAGAAGUCGGAUCUGCGGAAGGUGCCGGUCAAGGACGGCUUCAACAAGAUACUCGACAAAAAGCGCAAGGACGCAGCACGCGGGAAGCUCGCCAAGGAGAUCUCCAAGCCAGUGUUCGUGGACCUUUGUGUCGACUUGCUCAAGGAUCACAACAUACCUGGGUCAGUCGCAGACCAGGACGUCCGCGGCGCAGGUGAUUUCAGGCGAGAUGUGAGCGCCUGGUGA